AUGUUGGUAUUAGUAGUUUCUUUCGAGCAACCAGAAGAAAACAGAAAAGAUUCUACAAAGGAAAAACAAUUUGCUGAAAUGAAAACAUUACAAGAAAGUCUACCAGAAAUUUCUGAAGAUGAUGGGUUUACUACAGUCAAAUCAAAAAAGAAAAAAGAAAAAAAGAAAACUGAACAUACAAUUUCACCUGUUUUUGAUCCAACAAAAAUUAAAUCUACAAGAGAAGAUACUGGCCAAAUAAAAUCAAGUUUAAAAGUUCCAAAAGAUUUUAAUCCUUUACCAAAAAGAGUCGAACAAGCAGAGAUAAAACCAGAACAAGUUGUUCGACCAAAAGUGCAUCAACAAGUUAAAUUACGAAGUCAAUACCAAAUUUUUGUGUCUCAACAUCCAAUUUUAUCACCAAAUCAACCAAAUCAAAUUUGUGAAUCUUAUAAAGAAGCCAUCAAUUAUGACUUUUUAUUGUUUACUCAGUAUUGGCCAGGUCAAAUAUGUCACGAGAAAAGGUGCAGUUUUCCUCAGACAACAGAAUUUAUAGAGGAGGGCUUUUUUAUUCACGGACUUUGGCCACAGUUUAAUUCCAAAACAUCACUAAAAUGUUGUGUGAACAAAUUUACUUAUUCAAAAGUUGAAAAGUGGCUUCUUGGAUACAAAUCAUUACAGGUUGAUGUAGCAAAUUUAUGGAUGUCACUCGACAAGUGUUAUUUCGCAAUUUAUUAA
Molecule: messenger RNA, 717 nt
Organism: Entamoeba invadens IP1
Lineage: Eukaryota; Evosea; Mastigamoebida; Endamoebidae
Exons: 1
Coding region: 1-717 (238 amino acids)
Molecular function (GO): RNA binding; ribonuclease T2 activity
Source: RefSeq, a predicted model, not a curated record